Fundulus heteroclitus (mummichog) is the source of this 4772-nucleotide messenger RNA. RefSeq names its product RNA polymerase II associated protein 1 (gene rpap1). The transcript has 27 exons. The record is from RefSeq and is a predicted model, not a curated record. NCBI's taxonomy places the organism in Eukaryota, Metazoa, Chordata, Actinopteri, Cyprinodontiformes, Fundulidae. Gene Ontology annotation, cellular component: nucleus. Gene Ontology annotation, biological process: transcription by RNA polymerase II. The coding region runs from base 86 to 4288 and encodes 1400 amino acids.
GGUUGUUGUCCUACACUAAAAGCUUUCCGUGUGAACCAGCAGCUUCGGUGAGGAUUCUCCAGGAUUUAAUUCCUAAUAAAGCGAGAUGCUGCGACGUCCAAAACCGACCGACUCUGAGGCGGACCUCCUGAGGGAGCAGCAGCGCUUCCUGACCUCCGGCGCUCCGGCGGCUGCCUGUAUGGUCCGCCGUCCUGAUAAGAGGAGAGGAGAGGCUGGGGAUGCCGGGAAUGCCGAGGCAGCGCACAGCAGCGAGAAUGAGGGAAACCAGAAGGAUGUGGUCACCAUGGAAGAGCUUCCGGACCAGCUACCCUCUCUAACACCAGCGCCUCCCAAGAAGUCUCGAUUUAAAGCCAGUCGUGUCACUUUUGAGAAUGAAGAUGCUGGGGAGAGGUUGGAUAGACACGAUCCCCACAUCAGUGCUGUUCUCUCCAGGAUUGUCGAGAGAGACACCAGCUGUGCUCCCAUAUCUCUACCAGUGUUUACAGGCCUGGCUUUUCCCAAAGUGCUCCACCGCUCAGAGACCAGCAGUCAGGCCCCAUCUUCAUCGUUCAAAGGGAAGAGGAGCAUCUUUGCUCGUCAGAUUGCAGCGCAGAGACUAAAAGAAGACAAAACGGGGAGACCAUCAUCAGCCGAAGCUCCCCAGACCUCUGAACCCAGAGCACAGAUCCUCUCUUCUGAAGCUGGUCCGAGGUUGGUGUCUGGUGAGGGCCUCCAGGGCCCGGACAGUUCUGGGGAGACCCUGAGGAUCCACAGGGAGAACCAGGCGAAGCUCCAAGCGAUGUCCAAGUCUGAGAUUCUAGACGAGCAGAAGAAACUUGUAUCUCAGCUCGAUCCCAGGCUGGUGGAGUUCAUCCGAUCGCGUAAAGCUCAGAGUGCUCUGUCACCUGCUUCACCGUCUGAACACGCAGCAGCAGAAAAACGCAGCGCAGAAGAUCCUCCUGUUGGAAAGGCAGAAAGCAGAGAGACCCGCAGUGCUGCCGCGACUCCAGAGGAGGUGGAGAUGGAGGAGGAACAGGAGGUGAAACCAGCGCCAUCUUUGACCCAGGAGGAUCUCCCAGUAAAGCCCCAGAAGGAAUGGGUCCACAUGGAUACCUUGGAGCCAGAGAAGCUGGAGUGGAUGAGAGACCUGCCUUCACCCAGAAAGAAAGGAACCAAAAAGGCCAUGCAGGCUCGUUUUGACUUCACCGGGACCCUAAUUCCCCCCUCAGAAGAUCUGCCGACCCACUUAGGUCUGCACCACCAUGGAGAGGAGCCUGAGCGAGCCGGUUACUCCCUGCAGGAACUCUUCCUGCUGUCUCGGAGUCAACUCAUCCAGCAGAGGACUCUGGCUCUCAACACUCUUGCCUGCAUCCUCACAAAAGCUCGAGCUGGAGAAUACCAGUCAGUGCUGAAAGGCAGCGUGACGUCCACUCUGCUCGACGCCGGCAUGCUCUUCCUGCUCCGCUUUGCACUGGACGACAGCGUUGAAGGAGUGAUGUCUGCGGCUGUGCAUGCACUUAAGGGGCUCCUUGUGUGUGAAGAAGAUGAAGAGUGUUUGGACUACACCUUCUCCUGGUUUCGUGGCCUGGCGUCCUUCCCGCUGCUCCCAUCCUCACAGGAGGAGGACGACGAAGAGGAUGAAGGGCUGAACGAAAGCGCGAAGGAGACAGCCAGAGAAAAAGAAGCGAGGAAGAGUGAUUACGACGUUGCCAGGCAGGAUGUUGUUAAGGGCCUGCUGAAGAUGAAGCUCCUCCCCAGGCUGCGCUACGUUCUGGAGGUGGUCCGGCCGUCCCCGCGCGUGGUCCAGGACGUUCUGCACAUCCUGACACGUGUCGCCCGGCACUCCUUAUCGUCCGCCACCCAGGUGUUGGACUGUCCUCGUCUGAUGGAAACUGUGAUGUCUGAGUUUCUUCCCACUUCCUGGACGUCUCCAUCGUCUCUCAGUCCGCCGUCUGUGUAUGGACACCCUCUGGCCAACGCCAUGAAGCUCCUGAGGGUCUUGGCGACCUCUGGGAGACAUGCAUGUGCCAGACUGUUAAACUCACUGGGAGUGCGGGAACGCUUGUCCUGCCUCCUGAGUGCCGAGCCCAACGAGCUGCUGAUGGAGCCCAACGAGGCGCUCAGGAUCUCCACUGAGGCCUACAGGCUGUGGGCCGUAGCAGCCGGCUACGGACAGGCCUGCCAGCUGUACAUAGACCUGUACCCGGCCCUGGUGAGGACGCUGCAGUCUGCCGGCGGCGUUGUGUCAGCACCAGAUUCCCUGCUCUCUCUGCAGCUGCAGCGUCUCUCAGCUCUGCUCUCUCUGCUCACACAAGUCACACACACCGCUGGCUGCCACCAGGAGCUCCAGGCCGGCAUGCUCAGAGCUCAGGGAGAGGAGUGUCCCCCUCCACCGCCUGUGUCCUGGGGUCACGUUGCUGGUCUGCAGCCGCUCUUGUUGGGACAGUUGAAGGGUCUUAUGAAAGGUCUCGAUAAUCCACGUCAGAAAGAAAGCGUCCUGACUCUGAUACCUGCUUAUCUGGUCUACCUGCAAGCGUACUACCAUCAGCUCUCCAGACAGACCUGCUUCAAGCCCGUGGAGACCCUACAGGACCUGGAGCUCCUGACGUCGGAGGCUCUCCUCCCUCUCAUGUGUCACAGUGUCGUUCAAGACCUGAUGAAGAAUCUCAGGUCCUCCUCUGUCGUGUGUCGAGUUCAGUCAAGUCCUCUGGGUCCAGAGGCUACGCCCAGCCUUCCGGGUUUGGCGUGUCCAGGAUGGCGGGAUCGUCCUGGACUGGUUGUUCCCAGCUCUCCCUUUCCUCUCCUGGCAGGACUGGGACUCCUCCUGGAAACCAUCACAGAGGUCCAUAAAGGUCUCAGUAGAAAGUUUGCAGGCCUCCUGCUGUCAGAGCCUGUGAUUGGUUACCUGCACGGCUGCAGCCGCGCCACACCCGCGCUGUCCCACAGCCGUUCUUGGCUCCUCCGCCAUGAACACCACGUCCUCUACCGGCUGCUCCGCCUGGCGCUCAGACUGGUCCCAAUUGAGCCUGAAGUAGCCAAACACGCCUCGCUGUACCACCAGGUGGCGCUGGUGCUUCUUCCCUGGUUACUGCCAGGCAGUGAAUACCUGGCCCAUGAGCUGCUCUCCACGGUCAUCUUCAGCAAAGACUUUAUAUCGGAGGGACACAGCGGUGGGCCAGAGGCUGUGGAGCUCGGGGAGCUGAAGCUUCACGCCCAGCAUCAGACGUCCCCCUCCCUCCAGACCGUCGGGGCUCUCCUGAGGGAAGCCUGCACCCAGCUGCCUUCCAUCCGAGGCUGCUACCUGACUCACCUGGCCCACCUGGAACAGUCUGUGCUCGCAUCCCGAGACGUUCUCCUGGGACGCAACCCAUGGGUCGGUUCCCACCUCCUCCCGGAGCUCGCCGGUCCUGCGCUCCCGUCCGACUGGCCCUUCGUCCCGCUGAUCAGCCUGUACGAGCGGACCGGGGUGUCGGACGGCGGAGGGCUGGCGGUGGAGGAGCUGCCUCAUGGAUCUCUGCAGGCGGUGACCCACUGUCUGCAGUGGUUGCUGCUGCUGGAGGUCUGGAGGGAAGAAGCUCUGAAGGUCAUCCCUCCUGUCGCCAAACUGGCCCGCCUGUCCUGCGUCUUCCUCUGUUCCAGCGAUCUGUUCCUGGAGAGGCCUGUUCAGGCGCUGAUCUGGGGUCUGUUCAGACUGCUCACCAGGGAGUCCAGGUUGGACUCUUUGGACCUGGACGUGCCUCCUCCGGGUCUCGCCUCCUUCCAGGACCUGUACACGGCCCUCCUGGCCCAGUAUGAAGCCGUGUCUUUUGGCGACAGGCUGUUUGGCUGCUGGGUUCUCCUGCCCCUGCAGAGGAGGUACAGCGCCUCCCUGAGGCUGGCUGUGUUCGGAGAACAUGUGGGGAUGCUGAGAUCGCUGGGUGUCACUCUGGAGCAGUUGUCCGUCCCCAUCGAGCGCUUCACCUCGCCGCCUGAAGACUCCCUCCCUCUUCUUCGUCUGUACUUUCGCUCUUUGGUGACGGGAACCCUGAAGUUAUCCUGGUGUCCCGUCCUUUACGUGGUCGCCUCGUCUCACAUCAACUCGUUCAUCUUCUCGCAGGACGCAGCCGCGCAGCAGGUUGAAGCAGCCCGACAGAGUAUGCUGAGGAAAAUCUACUACCUGACUGAUGAGGUGUUGAGGAACCACUUGCUUCUUUUCCGCCUGCCCCGACAGGACCUGCAGCUCGGCUUUGACAUGUAUGAGCAGCUGCCCCCCAUCCGGGCGAAGCGUUUAGAGGCGGUUCUUGGUCUGCAGGAUAACAAAGGAGACUGAGUGGACUAAAACUAGUCCAGUAAGGGGAUUUUGAUACAAAAAAAAAAAUGAGCACGCAGAAGAGACGGGACGAAACUGUAAGCAAGUGGAGUGGUAAGAGAUGCUGAGAGGGAAAGUUGGCAGUGGAAGUCUGUGUGAUGUACUGUCGCUCAGGAAAUGGCACGGUCACAGAGGUUUUUUCUGUGUCGUGUUCCAGCAACCAGAGAAGAGAAAAAUCAAAUCUGAGCUGGGCUCAGCCAGCUGCACAAAUAAUUCAGAGCACUCAAAAGUACAAAAUUCCUUUUCAGUGACAGCCAAAGGUUAAAUACAAUGAAAUUCAGAUGAGACAAAGCUGAAUUCCCGCAGUCCUCGUCUCCGUGUGACUUCAGCUUUUUGCCAAAAUGUUUAUCGAGCUUGAAAAUCAGCCGAGGACAGAGAAGACUGAUGCUCUAAAAGUGCCUCAGAUGUUAUUAUCUGUGAAUAAAAUGUAACUCUCUGAUGAUAA